AUGAAUUCGACAUGGGGAUAUUCCAUAAAGAAACCUCAAGAGAUGAAGAGUAAACAUUAUGAGAAGGUCGACAACUUUGUUGAAAGGUUUUCUCCUUUUGUUUUGAAGUACGAAUUCACUCAAGGUCAAAGUGGCUUAGUAACCACAUUAAAACCUAUUGUCGAACAUUGGUCUUACCCUCAGUUCGCAAAGGCAGUCCUUGACAACUACAACAAAUUCUUCUCGGAAGUCAAAUCCAAAGUGAAGGUUUACUAUGAGAACAUCGAUGCACUCAUGACGAACGAAGAAGGCUAUAACAAACUCAUUGAAAUGGGCAUGGUCGGUGAAAAGAUGGGUCAAUUCAAAUUGGACAAAAUUUUCACCGAAGUUCAUGUAAUAUCGAAAAGGAAGUACUGGGGUGUUAAAGAAGAUGGUGAAAUAGUUAAACAUUGCAUGAAAUAA
Trichomonas vaginalis G3 is the source of this 441-nucleotide messenger RNA. Its product is annotated as DNA/RNA polymerases family. NCBI's taxonomy places the organism in Eukaryota, Parabasalia, Trichomonadida, Trichomonadidae. The transcript has a single exon. Bases 1 to 441 code for a protein of 146 amino acids. The record is from RefSeq and is a predicted model, not a curated record.